AUUGCUGAGGAGCAUUUUGAGGUGGAGUACAUAUUGUGAAGAAUUUGCUGAAUGAACAAGAUCUGACCAUGCGUAACAAGACUUAAGCCGCCUUUCCUUCUGUGACUUAAAUAUGCUGCUUUUCAAUAGUGCUUUUGUCUUUACAAUGGUCAUAGCUGCAUGUAUUCUUUGAUCCGUUUCUGAUGAAUAUUAUAGCCAUGAGUUUACAUCGGCAAAUGGGAUCUGAUAGGGACCUGCAAUCUACUGCCUCCUCUGUAAGCUUGCCUUCAAUUAAAAAGGCACCAAAGAAAAGAAGAAUUUCACUGGGAUCUCUUUUUCGAAGGAAAAGGGAUACGAAACACAAAGCCAAGGAUGUAAAUGGCGGCGUUGAUGGAAUUGCAAGUAUUGAAACUAUACACUCAGAAAUAUGCCCAGACAAGAACUCUAUUUUAUCUGCCUAUAUGUCAUCAGACAAUGGAACUGCGAUCUGUAGUAAGCAGACGGGAGACUUCAUAGAAUGUCCCUUGUGCCUUUUGCGGCACUCUAAGGAGAGGUUUCCGGAAAUAAUGACUUGUCACCAUAGAUCUUGUGUGGAUUGCUUACGUCAGUAUCUCCGGAUAGAAAUCUCAGAGAGCAGAGUUAAUAUCAGCUGUCCAGAAUGCUCUGAGCGAUUUAAUCCCCAUGACAUUCGAUUAAUUUUAAAUGAUGACAUCUUGAUGGAAAAAUAUGAAGAGUUCAUGCUUAGACGGUGGCUUGUUGCAGACCCUGAUUGUAGGUGGUGUCCUGCUCCAGACUGUGGGUAUGCAGUCAUUGCUUUUGGCUGUGCAAGCUGUCCUAAACUUAUGUGUGGGCGUGAAGGCUGUGGAACUGAAUUUUGCUACCACUGUAAGCAGAUUUGGCAUCCUAACCAGACUUGUGAUGCUGCUCGUCAGGAAAGAGCACAAAGUCUACGUUUGCGAACCAUUCGUUCUUCAUCCAUUAGCUAUAGUCAGGAGUCUGGAGCUGCAGCUGAUGACAUAAAGCCAUGCCCCCGCUGUGCUGCUUAUAUAAUAAAGAUGAAUGAUGGAAGUUGCAAUCACAUGACCUGUGCUGUCUGUGGUUGUGAAUUCUGUUGGUUAUGCAUGAAGGAGAUCUCAGACUUGCAUUACUUAAGUCCAUCAGGCUGUACAUUCUGGGGGAAAAAACCAUGGAGUCGGAAGAAGAAAAUUCUUUGGCAACUUGGGACACUUGUAGGUGCACCUGUGGGAAUUGCCUUAAUAGCAGGCAUUGCUAUUCCAGCAAUGAUUAUUGGAAUUCCUGUAUAUGUGGGACGUAAGAUUCAUAAUCGCUACGAAGGCAAAGACAUGUCAAAGCAUAAGAGGAACUUAGCCAUUGCAGGUGGUGUAACCUUAUCUGUAAUUGUUUCACCAGUUGUAGCUGCAGUCACUGUGGACACUACAUCAGUAGCAGAGGCACGUCACAAUCCUAGUAUAGGGGAAGAAAGUGUUGGAUUGACUGGAAGCCUAAGUGCAAGUGGUAGCCAUAUGGACAGAAUAGGAGCCAUUCGAGACAAUCUGAGUGAAACAGCCAGCACCAUGGCCUUGGCUGGAGCUAGCAUAACAGGAAGUCUGUCAGGAAGUGCAAUGGUCAACUGCUACAACCGGUUGGAAGUCCAAGCAGAUGUGCAGAAGGAAAGAUGCAGUUUGAGUGGCGAAUCUGGCACUGUUAGUUUAGGAACAGUGAGUGACAAUGCCAGCACCAAAGCAAUGGCUGGGUCCAUUAUAAAUUCAUAUGUCCCGUUGGACAGAUGGAAUUUUGUCUUGACAAUAGGAAAAAAGAAUGAAUCUCUACCAUCGUCGUACCUCCAUGUUCAUCUGUAACUUAGUUUCGGACGUUUUAAGUCUGUGUUGUCUGGGAGCAGCAGCGUGGAUGAUGGUUGUGCUGCAGGCCGCGGUAAUGCUUGUAGCUCUUCCGCCUGCUUGUCUGAUAACAAAUCAAGUGUUCCCAAGUGGUCCAAAGAAUCAUCAGCAGGGAAAAAAUGCAAAGGUAAACUCAGAAAAAAGAAUAGCGUGAAGAUAAAUGAAACCAGAGAGGACAUGGAUGCUCAGUUGUUGGAGCAGCAAAGCAACAACUCCAGUGAAUUUGACUCUCCCUCUCUCAGUGAUAGUGUCCCAUCUGUAGCUGACUCUCACUCAAGUCAUUUUUCUGAGUUUAGUUGUUCUGAUCUGGAGAGUAUGAAAACCUCGUGCAGCCAUGGUUCCAGCGAUUAUCACACCCGCUUUAAUACCGUGAGCAUUCUGCCAGAGGUUGAAAAUGACCACCUAGAAAACUCUCCUCACCAGGGGAGCAGUUUGCUGUUUACACCCAUUGCUCCAUACUCAGAGGUUCCCCAGCUGAGUUAUAUUGCUGAAGAAUGCACCUGCAAGGGGACUUCCAAUAGUGCAGGGGUGAAUAACAGUGAAACACUGAAAGAAAGAAACAACAACCAUUCACCCCAGGUUAUGGAGUUAAGUACUUCAGUUCAGACUGAGAUUUAAACCUGUUAUGUGCUGCAGAAAUGUAUUUACCACUAAAGAGCCUUGCCAGGCCACUUUAAGAAGCAAGGCUUCAGUGCAACUUACAUUUGGAUAUAUGUCUCUAUUAAGGCUUGCGUGGCACUUUGUGAAGUGACAUGAAGAUUAUAACAAGUGCAUUACAAUAAAACAUUAUAUUGAUGUUUUGUAUUUUUGCCAUAACUUUGCUGAAAGUCUGUAUUUGACGAACUUGAAUGGGGAAAAUUGGCCACUUGUAGGCUUCAUAUAAAACCUCAGUAUGGAUUUCAGGUAUACAGCACAAAAACCAAUCUCUGGUCAAGAUGUUGUUGCUGUAACCAUACCAAAAAAUACAUUCUGAUAAUUUUGUGUGGAGAAGAAUGUCAUUAUGUUAAGUAAUGUUGAAACACAUUCUUUAAGCAAGGUUAUGACAUAUAGCAUAACUUUAAAUUAAAAAGAAAUUGGUACUUGAUAUACAAUAGGUAGCAAAGUGACGUCUCCUUAUCAGAAAGUGGGGGUAAUUUAAUUAUAUUUGCAAUUGACAGCAAAAUAGAAGGUUUACGAUAUAAGGUGUAUAAAGUUUUUGUACAAUGUAAGAGCAAUUAAUUUGUUACCAUGGUAGAGAACCUGAUAUAGUCAUCUUUACCAGGGGACCUCAGUUACGCUGUUUAAUUCUUGGUGCCUUUGAAAAAGACUGGGUUUAUAAGUGCCUGGUCUGAUGAUUUCACUGUUAAGUUUUCCAGAAUGUUGUCAGUUGCCACCUUCUUGGAAUCUGGAGGAAAACUGCAGCGAAUCAACUAACUGUGGUAGAUUAAUAGGAUUCAUAAUACUGAAGUAUUAGCCUACCAAAGAUUCACUCAGGCUUUUAGCAGAUAACUUUUCUGACAUCAUUUUGCAAAUCACAUGCACAGAAAAAAAAAGCACAGUGCAGAGCUUGCACAUCUUUGAAAAUGGGCUCUAAAAAUGGCUGGCUUGCAGCGAGGGGUGUGCCACAUGACCUGCUUAUGGUUCAGCUGAACACGAGUUGAAGCUCACUUAAGCGCCUGCACUGUUAAAUGUUUGCCACACAAGUCAUAAUGAUGUAUGCUCUCUUCCCCUCCUACAAGAGAGAGAGAAAAAGAUUUUGGAUUUUGGCACAGAAGCCUUCAGUAAUUUGGUUUUGUGUGUGUAUGUGUGAAUGAGGCAUUUUUUUUUGUAAGUAUUGCCAUUAUGGUGCUACUGAAAAUUUAUGAGAAGAAGGGUUGUUAUGGGCCACAGCCAUCUUCUCUGGCUUCCUUGAUUAUUUUCUUUAAUCAGCUUAUAACACUAGUGUCAGAUACAUUAUUUGGUAAUGCUUGUUAUGAUAUUUGUAUAUUUGCUAUUUUUUGUUUGCUCAAUGGAGUGUGUAAACUACAUACCUGAAAUAAAUGUCUGAGUACUAU
Molecule: messenger RNA, 3910 nt
Organism: Protobothrops mucrosquamatus (brown spotted pit viper)
Lineage: Eukaryota; Metazoa; Chordata; Lepidosauria; Squamata; Viperidae
Gene: RNF19A
Product: ring finger protein 19A, RBR E3 ubiquitin protein ligase
Exons: 8
Biological process (GO): positive regulation of proteasomal ubiquitin-dependent protein catabolic process; ubiquitin-dependent protein catabolic process; protein polyubiquitination
Cellular component (GO): ubiquitin ligase complex; cytoplasm
Molecular function (GO): ubiquitin conjugating enzyme binding; zinc ion binding; ubiquitin protein ligase activity
Source: RefSeq, a predicted model, not a curated record